Messenger RNA from Osmerus eperlanus (European smelt), 7339 nucleotides. It is a transcript of the gene hipk3a, whose product is annotated as homeodomain interacting protein kinase 3a. The record is from RefSeq and is a predicted model, not a curated record. Gene Ontology annotation, biological process: peptidyl-serine phosphorylation; peptidyl-threonine phosphorylation. Gene Ontology annotation, cellular component: cytoplasm; PML body; nucleus. The coding region runs from base 189 to 3959 and encodes 1256 amino acids. The transcript is spliced from 17 exons. NCBI's taxonomy places the organism in Eukaryota, Metazoa, Chordata, Actinopteri, Osmeriformes, Osmeridae. Gene Ontology annotation, molecular function: protein tyrosine kinase activity; protein serine/threonine kinase activity; ATP binding.
CUCUAACGAACUGCAAGCAAAGUGUGGAAGCAGUGAGUCAGACGAAUUCGACGCGUGCAGAAAAAUGGGCUUCCUAUCCCAUGUAAAUAAUAUAAGAGAAACUUUUUCGGACACGGAAAGUUUUUAAGUACGCACUAAACGAAGACUGGUCUCAUAAGAUGGUGUAAUACGGUAUGGCCUUAUAAGUUAUGGUCUACUCAACAUAUGUUAACGAAACCCAAACAAGUGCCUUUAGCAACGCUAACAAACCUGGCAACCAGCACCCCAGCAACAGCUGUGCAGCCCCCCCUUACCAGCAGACCUAUGUAAUUGGAGUCAACCUCGGCCUUGCACACCCCUCCACUAUCACCCCCACAUUCAAGCCAGCAGUCACCCCCACUUCCUUUGGAACACUCAGCGAGCAGGAAGCAGAAGUGUCACUGCUGUCUCGGGGUUCGGUUGCUCUGACAGGGCUGCACCGCGAGCUACCAGGAGGGCCGUUGGAGAACCAGGCCAGAGGCCAGCUGUGGGAAGACCACAGCCCAGAAGAGAGGGGGCGGUGGGUGGACACCAGCAAGGCACAAGGUGUCCCAGGAGGUUCCUGUUGGCAGCGAGAGAAGUUUCGAGACGGAGGAAGGAGGAAGGAGGACGGCGGAGAUAAAUACUUGUCCGACUGCUCCCUACUGCCAUGUGGGCGGAAACGUGAGGCUGAUUGCCCGGGAGGGAGAGCCAUGCAGAUAGUGGAGGACGUGUCCAUGCUACCUGCUGCCAUGUUGCAAACUACCGCUGGGAACACGAACGCUGUCGACGUGGAAGGAGGAGCUCCCAAGCAGGGUGGCACCGUGCCGGGGACCGGGGUGUGCUCCAGGCCCGGAGCCGGGGACGGAGACUACCAGCUGGUGCAGCACGAGGUGCUGUGCUCCACCAAGAACAGUUACGAGGUGCUGGAGUUCCUGGGCCGCGGGACCUUCGGCCAGGUGGUGAAGUGCUGGAAGAGGGGCACGGGGGAGGUGGUGGCGGUGAAGAUCCUGAAGAACCACCCGUCGUACGCGCGGCAGGGCCAGAUCGAGGUGGGCAUCCUGGCGCGGCUGAGCGGGGAGAACGCCGACGAGCACCACCUGGUGCGGGCUCUGGAGUGCUUCCAGCACCGCAGCCACACCUGCCUGGUGUUCGAGAUGCUGGAGCAGAACCUGUACGACUUCCUGAAGCAGAACAAGUUCAGCCCGCUGCCCCUCAGGGUGAUCCGGCCCAUCCUGCAGCAGGUGGCCACAGCGCUGAGGAAGCUGAAGAGCCUGGGCCUGAUCCACGCUGACCUGAAGCCGGAGAACAUCAUGCUGGUGGACCCCUCCAGGCAGCCCUACAGGGUCAAGGUCAUAGACUUUGGCUCGGCCAGCCAUGUGUCCAAGGCAGUCUGCUCAACCUACCUGCAGUCACGAUACUACAGGGCUCCAGAGAUCAUCCUCGGUCUGCCGUUCUGCGAGGCCAUCGACAUGUGGUCGCUGGGCUGUGUGAUCGCUGAGCUCUUCCUGGGAUGGCCCCUCUACCCUGGGGCCCUGGAGUACGACCAGAUACGCUACAUCUCCCAGACUCAGGGUCUGCCGGGGGAGCACAUGCUCAACGUGGGCACCAAGACCUCCCGCUUCUUCUGCAAGGAAUCCGACUCGCCCUACGCUGCCUGGAGGCUCAAGACCACAGAAGAGCACGAGACGGAGACCAGGCUGAAGUCCAAAGAGGCCAGGAAAUACAUCUUCAGCUGUCUGGACGACAUAGCCCACGUGAACCUGCUGCUGAACAUGGAGGGCUCUGACCUGCAGGCUGAGAAGGCCGACCGGAGGGAGUUUGUGAGCCUGCUGAGGACGAUGCUGAUGGUGGACGCCGAGCAGAGGAUUUGCCCCUCUGACGCCCUCAGCCACCCCUUCACCACCAUGCAGCACCUGCUGGACUUCCCCCACAGCAGCCACGUUCAGUCGUGUUUCCACAUCAUGGACACGUGUCAGGCCCGGCCCAACGCGUACGACACCCUGAACCGCAACAAGACCUCCUUCUCCAGGCCUCCCAUCCCCUCCUCCACCUCCGGCUUGCCCCUGGCCUUCAACAGCAUGGCCCCUGUCCACUCACAGGCCAUGAGGCAGUCAGCUCCCUCGGUGAUGCACUCUGGGAUAUCUCUGCAGACAGGAAGUGCCCAGUUUGGCUGCAACGACUCCUUCCAGCCCGCCCUCAUUCUCUGCCCACCCACCCUGCAAGGAAACCCCACCCAGCCCGGAGGCUAUGCAGUCAGGAUGGAGAACACCAUUCCCCUGGUCACCCAGGCCCCCCCCAUCCAGCCCUUACAGAUGAGGCCGGGGGUCAUUGCACAGCAGCCGUGGUCCAGCAGGGGGCAGCAGAUCCUGGUGCCGGCCUGGCAGCAGGUGGCCCCUCCCAGCUCCCUGGCCUCAGACGGCGGCCCGCAGAGAAUCAGCGACUGGGGGAGAGUCCGGACCCACAGCAGCCAUUACAACACUGUCAUGCAGCAGCAGCCGCUCCUGACCAAUCAGAUGACGGCCAUGUCCGCCCCGCAGCCAAUCAACAUCGGCGUGGCUCACGUGGUGUGGCCCCAGCCCUCGUCCAACAAGAGGAACCGAGCCAGUCACAGCAGGAGUGUGAACGCCGCCCACCAUAACGACGUCCACAUCUCCAUGUGCCGGACACCCAAGACGGCCGACGGGCUCGGCCCACAGGCCGGAGGGGAGUUCCCUCACAGGGCGGGGCCCGCCGUGGAGCUGGCUGUGGAGGAGGAAGAGAAGCCGGUUGUCCCACGCGGCGAGGAGGAGGAGGAUGUAAGCUGCUGUAAGACCAGCCCAGACUCUGACCACCAGCAUCACCACCACCACCAUCAUCAUCAGCAGCAGCAGCCGCAACAGAACCACCACCACCACCACCACCAGCAGAGAGAGAGCGUUGUCAUCGGUGACAUGCCCAGCCCGGCUCCCAGCGUGAUCAGCAUCAGCAGCGACACAGAUGAGGAGGAGGAGUCAGACCACAGGUGCAAAGAGAGCCCUGACUGCGAGGCGUGUAAGGGUGGUCUGGACAUGGAGAGGGUGUGUUCUCUCAGCAGUCCUGACAGCACCCUCAGCUCCGGCUCGUCCGCCUCUGCCUCGCUGCAGUCCAGCCCCGAGCUCCGCAAGAGGCCCAACAGCAUGUCAGAGGAUGACGGGCAUGAGAGCGGCUGUGACACUGUGGAUGAGGGCUCGCCAGCCUCGGACUCGUCCCACAGCCCCUACCUCGACCCCCAUUACCUGGGCAACCACAACCACCCGGCCAUCGCACGCCUGGCCCCUUCCACCCAGCCUGGGAGACCCCGCGUGAGGACCAUGGUGGUGCCACCCAUGAGGGUGCAGAACUCCAGAACAGCCUCAGAAUCCUCGUCCCAGUCCAGAGGGCGCUGCGCCCCCAGACAGAACCCCCCGCCUGGCCCCUUCCAGCCCCGCCAGCAGAAGAUGGUUUUCCAGCAGCAGCCUCCGAGCCUCGGCCAGGUGCAGCAUUACGGCUCCUGUCACAAAGAGUGGAACGGCAACUUUGGCCCCCGCCGACCUCACGCCUACAUCCCUCCCACUGCGCACGGCCACGCCUUCACCCUGCCCCACGCCAGCCCCACCCACACCUCGGGCCCGCCCCCUUCCCACACCCUGCUGUCCUACCCUCCCUCCGGCCCCGCCCUGGCCCACCUCCUGGCUUCUCCAGCCUGCGGCUCGCGGCCCCUCCUCCAGCACGCCUACGGGCUCUCCCACCCCGGUGGCAUGGUGCACCAGGUCACCCUGGGCCUCACUGCCCCCCACCGGCUGCUCCCCUCACCCACCGUGUCCCACCACCACCACCAUCACCCCCCGCAGGGCCAGUUCAAGACCCUGUUUCCCCCUCACUCCUACAUGGCCUCGCCCGGAUAUACAGGCUUCCCCCUCAGCCCCACCAAGCUCACCCACCACCAGUACUCCUACAUCUGAGGCCAGAGCUCAGGUCCUGGGCUGAGCUGGCUGGCCAGCACUGAGGAGGAGGAGGAGGAGGAGGAUAUGGACACAUCUGCCAUCUCCACCAAGUCAGGACAUGACACAGCAAGUGUGGAACGUACAGGACUGUUUGACAAACAUGUCUGUCCUGGCAGAGGAACCAUCAAUUCAAUCAGAAGCUUUAAAACAAAACUAUACAUCGUUAAAUAGGAAUGAAUGAACUGGGGAAUGAUGGGAGGGGGGGGGAGAACAAAGUUGAGGAAGAAAAAAAAGAAUCACUUUAAUGUGUUUUCCACAUUUGCUAUAUUUUGUCAUAUUCGAUCAAAUGCCCCACCUAUAAAGGGUUUGAUUUUAAAUGGGUGACGGGGGUGUUGUGGUCAUCACUGUCUAUAUAGCCUUCUAGCACCUGUGCUAGCCAGUCACAUCUCUACUUGUUACUCCAUCCCACUCUCCAUACCAGUCUCCACAGCUAUCUGUGUGCAACGUUGUAACAUGUCCCCCCGCAGCGAACUGUAUGUGCAACGCUGCAACCUGUCCCCCCACAGCUAUCUCUGUGCAACAUUAUAACCUGCCCCCCCCCCCCCUUUACCAGCUAUCUGUAUGUGUAAUGUUAUAACCUGUCCCCCCCCCACAGUUAUCUGUACAUGCAUCACACCUGUCCCCAUACCUACUAGUGCCUUAUAUAUGGGAUUGUUGUUGAUGACUUCAGAGGUAUAGAGUUCAGUAUGGAACAGCUCUGUACUACAGCACUUGAACUUCAGACAAGAUCUGAGAACCUCACCCCCCCCCCCCCCCCCCCCCCCCCCCAAGCCCUGUCUCCUUCAGCCUGUUGUGUUUGAGAAGACAUGGGUCUUCACUACAGUUUACUGUCACUGUUUGGGGAUGGUGCGCUUCGGCAACAUGAUGAUUGGGUGUUGACUCCCCCGCAUGAGUUUUGUGUACAUAAACGAGACAUGAACGCCGUAAUAUUUGAUAAUCGAUAGUUCUAGUCACAAUGAGUACUUAAUUACUAACAGUAUUGACACUGUUGAUUGAAACUGCAAUACAAUCUAGAUCGGCCGUUGGUUUGCUGUGUUGAUGUUCUACUGCUCCCUGUGUUUAGUUUGACUGGUGUCAGGUAUGGUGUUCAUACCUGAGCAGAAUGCCUUUCUGAUCUCCCAUCUUCUCAGUGUUUGAAUGAUCAUCUAUUGACCUGCCUGCAGUACUAUCACCAUCGCUUAUAGUCCACGUCAACUGCUCAUUUCAUACAUUCCGUCAGGGAGGAAAUGUUUAUAUUUUUCUGUGUUUUUGUUUUUAUUUAGCCUGCUAGUGUUUGAGCAGUAGGAAAAUGUCAAACAAAAAUGCUUUGUUUUAGCACCAAAGACUGUAAAUCAUUUCCUAAGCAAGGUGGUAGCUAAUCCUUAUUUCUCUAUUGACCUCAAGUAUACUGUAGUUGUAGAGACAGAAUAUAUUAAGAGAAAUAUAUUUUAAAAUGGUUGAGGUUUAUUUUUUAGCUUUUUGGUGAGUUGUAUCUGGAAUGUAUUAUUAUAGAUGAGCUGCUAUAUACUGAUUGCCACUUCUAAUAGCUGUGAAUUUAGGGGGUGAAUCUAGUUUGUUUUGUGCUUUCUUAAUUUUCUUUAUUUCUAGCGUAAUUAUCUAAUAAAUAGAAGUGGGUAUUAUUUUAGUAUUGAAUGGCAUUAGGAUUAUGUUAGUGCCUAUUUGCUUUGAUGUUUGAAGUGUGAUUGUAACUACUGUAUUGCAAGUUAUUGACAUAUUGGUGUGUUUUUUUAAUUUGUUUAUCUUAUUAUUUUGUUUUGGUGUGUGCAUUUAAUUUAGCAUCAGUAUUUUAUCUUGACUAAGUUGGGCUCAUCCUUGCAUACAGUACCCAAUGUGUUGACCUAUGUCGCUUUUAGUUAUUUCAGUGACAGUUCUUUCUAGAUGGUAAAGAAAAAAAAAAAGCAGCAUUUGCAUAGUGAUUGGCAGAAUUGAAAAUGUGACGCCAUGCCGUUUCUAGAGCUGCACCUCUCCAGCUGGACCUGUCCUUUAGACUGGCUACAGAGAUGCCUUCACCUGACAUAACAAGCACUUGGCUGCACCCUCAGGAGCAUGUUUCCUAAACACAGAUCAGGGCUGGUCUUGGUUUACAUCCCACCUGUCAUCCCAGCAGCCAGGACUGGUAUUCAUCAUAAACCUUCCCACAGUAUCCUAACCUAGUGCCUUUCAAGGAGACUGGUUCAGACUAGUUGCCGAUCAUCUAUGUCCCCCGUCCCCCCGUUGAGGCGAAGGAGAUUGCAUGAGGUCUUAAUGAUGCCACAUGACUUUUCUAUAGACUCCUACACAGAUACAAAGUCAGGGAAUAUUUGUACACUCCUUACUAAAGACACGUUCUGCUCCACACACACACAACAACCACGUCUGUCUUUUGAGCAGUUUUACAACGGGAUGUUUGAAACAAGACUCCCGAGAGACAUUCUAAAAACCUGAAAUAUUCUAGAACUGCUUCCCUUUCCAGACUGUGGGGAUGUGAACCCAGCUUUACACAAAUGCAAAUGCUUUAUGUACACUGUGAAUGUAUUUGUUGAAGUUGAACUGUGUUGGGUUUGCAGAAGCGUCUUCGUGUCUUGUUGCUGUGAUCGAUGGCUAAGCCGAUAAUCCAUUUCUGUAUUUAGACAACUAUUAGUAAAUGUAUGCAGCUGUCGCUAUAGCAACAUCCGCUUGGGUGAGGUAACAUUUGUUGGUGUCUUGCUUUAACCACCGAAGUACAAAGAUUAGGUCCAAAGUUACUCAAUAUUCAUCGGUCUCCGUAUGUAAUCUGUAUUGUAUUAUUUUAUUGUAUUAUGAUUUUACAAUUUGCAUUUGCUAUGUUUAAUUCAGGGUCUUUCAUGAAUCUUUCUAAUAUGCUCUUUUGAAUUAAUUAUUAAUCCUUACCACUUGGUUUGAUUGCUUUUGGAUCUGGUUUGCAGUAAUUUCACCUGCUUAGUGAAAGUGAUAGCUACCACACUCUUCAGGUAUUGGAUAAUAUAUGUAGACUACACAAACAUGUAGACUUGAUUGCUAAAAUUGACCUGUUACUGUUUUAAUGUGUAUUUUUUGUGGCUUUAUGAUCAUGAUUUGUUUGCUUUUGAUUUUAUGCUACGCUAGUUUACCAUGUAGCAACUGCACUGUGCAAUAUAUAUGAUAUGAGGACUGGGGUCAAAUGUUUUGGAUGUAAUGUCUCUUACAGUGUGCGGCUGUAUUUUGCUCUAGUAGUUCUCAGUGAUUUCAAUGUGACCAAGCCUUAUGUACUUUGUCACAAAAGCGGGUUUUUCCUGGUGACUAUAUUGGUGAGUGUCAAAUUGAGAAUUGAUGGUGUACUAUUGUCAAGAUUCACUUUGAAUAAAAAAAAAAGCCUUGCUUCA